This is a messenger RNA of Brachypodium distachyon (stiff brome), 2459 nucleotides long. RefSeq names its product probable glycerol-3-phosphate dehydrogenase [NAD(+)] 3, cytosolic. Gene Ontology annotation, molecular function: glycerol-3-phosphate dehydrogenase [NAD(P)+] activity; NAD binding. Bases 637 to 2031 code for a protein of 464 amino acids. The record is from RefSeq and is a predicted model, not a curated record. The transcript has 5 exons. Gene Ontology annotation, biological process: glycerol-3-phosphate catabolic process; carbohydrate metabolic process. NCBI's taxonomy places the organism in Eukaryota, Viridiplantae, Streptophyta, Magnoliopsida, Poales, Poaceae. Gene Ontology annotation, cellular component: glycerol-3-phosphate dehydrogenase (FAD) complex; cytosol.
UCAUCAACGCGUCAGCGCCCGUCGCCUUCUUCCCCCACGAGCCGCGGCCGCGGGCGCCCGUCCCUCUCGGCGGGCGGCGCCACCCCAAAAUCCACCUGUUUUGACCGGGCCACUCCCGUUCCCCCGCCCGCGUCACUCGCUUCCUCGUUCCCCUCGUGCACACGCGUCCGCCUCCACCCUCUCCACUGCAGCUCUCCUCCCAAAUCGGAACACGGCUCGCCAUCUUUUUCCCCUAGAAGCGGAAACCCCGUCGUACAAAAGCCCCCGCGAAUUCGCUCGCCAACUUACUGCCUGCCUCCUUGCCCCGGACCCGGAGUAAGUAGCUGAGACCCGAGAGGUGCGAGACCAGGACAGGCCGGCGCCGCCACCAACCGUCGGCGCCAGGAAUUCAAACCGGCGGCGGCGGGCGCGUCGAGGACAGACAGCGAGCGCGCAGCUGGGGUUUAAAGUGGCGUUUUUCGCCCGCCCAGUCCCCACAAAUCCACCCGCAUUCGGCAUUUCCGUCCCCUCGAUCUCACCGCCACCUCCCCCAACUCAAACCCCCCGUUCCUCCUUGCUCAGCCCGCUAGCUUCCGCCGCCCUUGGAUCUCCCCGCCUCACGCGUGCCGUGCAGCUGGUUGCGAGGCGGCCUUGGCGAUGGGGGGAAGCUACACGAACGGAGUCGGUGGGGGUGCGGCGAACGGCGCGGCGGAGGGGAAGCUGGACGAGCUGCGGCGGCUGCUGGGGAAGGCGGAGGGGGACCCGCUCCGGAUCGCCGGGGUGGGCGCGGGGGCGUGGGGGAGCGUCUUCUGCGCUCUGCUGCAGGACGCCUACGGCCGCGACUACCGCGACAAGGCGCAGGUGCGCGUCUGGCGCCGCCCGGGCCGCACCGUCGACCGCGCCACCGCCGAGCACCUCUUCGAGGUCAUCAACUCCCGGGAGGACGUCCUCCGCAGGCUCAUCCGCCGCUGCGCCUACCUCAAGUACGUCGAGGCGCGCCUCGGCGACCGCACGCUCUACGCCGACGAGAUACUCCGCGACGGCUUCUGCCUCAACAUGAUCGACACGCCGCUCUGCCCGCUCAAGGUCGUCACCAACUUGCAGGAGGCCGUCUGGGACGCCGACAUAGUCAUCAAUGGCCUGCCGUCCACGGAAACCAGGGAGGUGUUUGGGGAGAUCGGGAGGUAUUGGAAGGAGAGGAUCAACCCACCAGUGAUCAUCUCUCUGGCGAAGGGAGUCGAGGCAUCGCUAGAUCCUGUGCCCCGGAUCAUUACCCCAACGCAGAUGAUCACCGAUGCAACCGGAGUUCCAUUGGAGAAUGUUCUAUAUCUUGGAGGCCCUAACAUUGCUUCCGAAAUUUACAACAAAGAAUAUGCAAAUGCUCGUAUAUGUGGAGCUGACAAGUGGAGGAAGCCUCUUUCUAAAUUUUUGCGGCAACCUCAUUUCAUUGUAUGGGAUAAUAGUGAUCUCAUUACCCAUGAAGUCAUGGGUGGCUUAAAGAACAUAUAUGCCAUUGGAGCUGGUAUGGUAGCAGCACUGACCAAUGAGAGCGCAACAAGCAAAUCGGUUUACUUUUCACUUUGCACGUCUGAAAUGAUAUACAUCACCCACCUCCUAGCGGAAGAGCCUGAGAAACUUUCUGGGCCACUAUUAGCAGAUACAUAUGUCACACUAUUAAAAGGUCGUAAUGCAUGGUAUGGGCAUAAAUUAGCAAAGGGCGAACUGACUCUGGAAAUGGGGGACAGCAUCAAAGGCAAAGGGACUAUACAGGGUGUCUCUGCAGUCAAUGCAUUUUAUGAACUCCUGAGUCAAGGCAGCUUAAGUGUGAUGCAUCCAGAAACCAAGAAGCAUGUUGCUCCUGUCGAGCUGUGCCCGAUACUCAAAACACUCUAUAAAAUUUUAAUCAAGAGGGAUCUUGGUACCAAUUCCAUUCUCCAGGCGAUACGAGAUGAAUCAAUGUAUGAUCCGCGGGAAAGAAUCGAGAUGGCACAGCGCCAAUCUCUGUACCGACCAUCUCUGCUUGGCCUACCUAAAGGUGACACCAAGUCUUAGAUGCACUCACCAUUUGUGCAGAUUUGUUGCGAGCUUGCGCGGUGUGUCGACCCUUAUAUGUACACUAGCGGGUUCGAUGAGAUGUUUUAGCGCCGCCGGCAUGUACUUAUUCACCAAGUUUCAACUGGCUUCACGGGCUUGUCCAGCCUCCUGUAUAUACAGCCAUUGGUUAUUCAGCUUAAAAAGUUACAUUGGUGAUUCAGUUGUAUUUUACUAUUUGUUUCUUAGAUGGGAAGAGACGCCGGUGAUUCUUUUGAACUUUUGACUAAUUUGCUCUCCAUGCUUUAAGCAAGCAGCAGUGCUCCUGCCUACUUCAGAAGAAAGAGACCCAUGUAAUUUUUGUAUAUGUAAUGCUUGUAUGCCCGUGACAGCUCGUCAGAAGCAGUGGCAGAUUUUUGAAGAAUGGCCAAGUUUCAUGUCUUUGGUUU